Molecule: messenger RNA, 1921 nt
Organism: Phlebotomus argentipes
Lineage: Eukaryota; Metazoa; Arthropoda; Insecta; Diptera; Psychodidae
Gene: Zip99C
Product: zinc transporter ZIP13 homolog
Exons: 3
Coding region: 497-1585 (362 amino acids)
Biological process (GO): intracellular zinc ion homeostasis; zinc ion transmembrane transport
Cellular component (GO): membrane
Molecular function (GO): zinc ion transmembrane transporter activity
Source: RefSeq, a predicted model, not a curated record
UGUGUCAGUCGUGUAGGACACAUUCCACAGUGGGUUUGGGACAAGUUCCACACGAGCUGACAGCCACUCACACACACGCACGCACACUACUCCCUUUUUCAGUGCGGAGGCGAAAAGCAAAAACAGUGCACACAUGGACGGAGAACAAUAAGCUCUGCGCCUUUUCUCUGCAACAUUAUCAAAUCUCUCGUUGGAGCAAAUUUCAUCGAUAUUGUGUAUCCAUCCCGGAUCGACUGGCAGGCGAGAUCACUCGUGACAAUUGAGUGGUAGUGACGAAAGAGUGAUUAGGAGAGAGAGGCCCACUCGCGUAUCCAGUACUCUUGACUCAAUCUCAGGGCAGAUUAGUCAACAGGGACGUGCCGAAGGGAGAACGUCUCAGAGCUGGUGAAAAGCCAAGAGACUCCCAGCGAAAUCCCCUCUCAGUCAACCACAAGGCAUUAUUCGGGCCGAUCUGAAUCUUCACAUGACGACCGUUUCCAACUGAAAAACACCAACCAUGAACGCAACAAUAAUGAGUAUUGCCAACAUAACGAGCGUCUUCUUCGAUGACACCCUCCAAUUCGUGUGCAAGGAACUCGUGGACAACUAUGUCCCAGACUUCAUCAGCACAAUGCCCUACAGACCCUGGAUGUUCUCCGUUCUCGGCUCCAUUCUCAUCGGACUAAGUGGCAUUCUGCCCCUCCUGCUGAUCCCCAUUCAGUCGGAGGACGACAAGAAGAAGGGAGUCAAUCCUUCUGAGUCCAAAACUCUGAAACUCCUCCUGAGCUUCGCUGUGGGCGGUCUGCUGGGUGAUGUCUUCCUCCAUCUGCUCCCGGAGGCCUGGAGUGGCGAUGUGUCCGCACCCGGAGAGCAUCCGUCUAUGAGAAGUGGCCUGUGGGUGCUUGGUGGCAUUCUCAUCUUCACCAUUGUGGAGAAGAUCUUUUCCGGCUACACAAAUGCCGACGAGAACAAUCCACAGCCAAAGUGUGUGGAGAUUGCAAAUUGUCUGCUGAGGAAGCAUGGUGGAAAACUGCCCGCCAAUGGCGAGGUCAUCAAAUGCACCGUGAAUGGGAAGUGUGAUAUUGAAGAUGUGCCAAAUGGAUGCUUCCUGGCCGCACAAGAGCGCAAAGACAAAGAGCCACAGCGCAAAGUAGCCGGCUACCUUAAUCUCCUGGCCAAUUCCAUUGACAAUUUCACGCACGGCCUGGCAGUGGCGGGCUCUUUUCUCGUCUCCUUCCGUCACGGUGUUCUGGCCACCUUUGCCAUCCUCCUGCACGAGAUCCCGCACGAAGUGGGAGACUUUGCCAUCCUCCUGCGCUCGGGAUUCAGUCGCUGGGACGCCGCCAAGGCGCAACUUCUCACCGCCGGCGCGGGACUUAUCGGUGCUCUUGUGGCCAUAUUCGGCUCCUCAGUCACAUCAGCUGUGGAGACUCGCACUUCGUGGAUAAUGCCCUUCACGGCCGGUGGAUUCCUUCACAUUGCCCUCGUGACUGUCCUGCCGGAUCUCCUCCAGGAAUCUGAUCCCCGAGAAUCACUGAAGCAAUUCACCGCGCUGAUCUUCGGCAUCGGACUCAUGGCUUUUAUGACCAUCGCAUUCGAAUCCUAAAGCACUGACACACACCCAUCAAUCUGCCAUAGAUGGCGACACAAGCUGUCCAAUCGUCAUCGCCACACCUAGAGCCCAGUCUAGUCUAGAGGAGAUGACUAGAGCGUGAGUUUAGAGAGCAACUGAGAGUGCUUACAGCUGCGGAGGUUUGUUAGAGAGCGGGAAAAUAUGUGUAAAUUGAUUUUGUAUACUCUUCUGGCGCAGACAAGAGGUAAAACUCCAAGGCAUGUGAUUUGAGACAAAAGAAAAAUUAACUAUGUAUAGCAAUUAAUGUUAAAUAUUGUUGAGUAUAUCGUAGAGAAGUAAAAAAAAAAAAUAUUUUUCUGUGGAUAAAAA